GCAGUGUUCUUCUUAUCAUUUCUCAGCUGAAGUCUACAGCUACACGUGCCAAUCUGGUUGCCUAUCUUAUGUUUUCUUACUUCGUUUCCCUUCCCCUCAUUCCCUAACCUGUCUUUAUAUUCCGACGUGCACUGCAAAUAAACGCCCAUUCUUCCAGCUUGUAAGCGUGUGUCUGCCUCGCCUGCGUCAAGCGCAGUGUCCGACUUACGAUGUAACAGUGGCGACGAGAAACGGAAAGCAAAACCCCUGGCAAAACCUUGAAGCACAGGACGGCAGCUACGCUACGAGGCGACGACUCGACGAUGGCACACCAGCAACUGCCCGACUUCGACGACGAAAGAGACGACUGGAAGGCCUAUGUUAUCAAGGCAGCGGCAUACUUUGAGGCAACGGGCGUGAAGGAGUCGGUAAAGAAACGGGCACUUUUGGUGGCAGCUUUAAGCACGCGCACCGUUCAAAUAUUAGCAGGACGAGUAGCGCCGAAGAAGCCGAAUUCUUUGGAGUACGAAGACGUCGUGAAAGUCUUGGACGAGUUUUUUGAUCUCAAGCGCCAUGAGAUUACCGAAAGCUUCCGCUUCUUCAACCGCUGCCAGCUUGAUGGUGAGUCUCCGUCUACCACCACGCAGGUCACUGCUGACGUGUUUGCCGAGUUUCCAGAUGUUUUCAGCUCGGAUCUGGGCCUCAUCAAAGAACCCGCGGCACACCUACAGCUGAAGGAGGGAGCCACGCCCAAGUUCUAUCACCAGCCGCUCCUGGGCCUGCUGAGACCGGAUCGGCCCACUCCGCCUCUGGCUGCUGCUCGCAUACAGCGCUGGGCGCUGUAUUUGGGAGGAUUUCGCUACAAGUUACAGUAUUCGCCAGGCAAAUCGGGAACAUCGGAUGACUGGACUCUUGCACCAGACACAAAUGUUUACGUCCGUAACUUUGGUAAAGGUGAUAAGUGGAAGACUGGCACGGUAAAGUCAGCAGACGGAGCUAGGAUGGUGACAGUGGAAACGCCUGAGGGCCUCGUUCGGCGACACGUUGAUCAAGUUCACACAAGGAAAGACCCAACGGCUACCCAAGGCCACACGGAAAGCGAGAGCUCGUCCAUCUCGAGAACUCCGGAAGAAACUUCCGAACCAAAGGCGAAAGCCGGAACUCGUGAAACGUCACCACCACAGCGUCAGUCAUCACCCCAACCCCUGGACGCACGAGAGAGAAACGGUGGACCUACAGUGGCCCCGGAACUCCGACGCUCAACCCGAGAGCGCAGACCUGUGCAGCGUCUUCAGUAUUAUUGA
Messenger RNA from Dermacentor andersoni, 1283 nucleotides. The record is from RefSeq and is a predicted model, not a curated record. NCBI's taxonomy places the organism in Eukaryota, Metazoa, Arthropoda, Arachnida, Ixodida, Ixodidae.